Molecule: messenger RNA, 4737 nt
Organism: Phyllopteryx taeniolatus (common seadragon)
Lineage: Eukaryota; Metazoa; Chordata; Actinopteri; Syngnathiformes; Syngnathidae
Gene: ahr2
Product: aryl hydrocarbon receptor 2
Exons: 11
Coding region: 287-3283 (998 amino acids)
Biological process (GO): regulation of transcription by RNA polymerase II
Cellular component (GO): nucleus; aryl hydrocarbon receptor complex
Molecular function (GO): transcription cis-regulatory region binding; protein dimerization activity; nuclear receptor activity
Source: RefSeq, a predicted model, not a curated record
CAUCACUACAGCUGCUAGGGCGACACACUGGCGGAUCUCCACAAACCGUCACUUUAAUAAAAGUGCCUCCAGUGGAACUCUGUGGGCGUUUUCGUCGUGAGUUUGGCAAGUUGUAGCAGUCUGCUGGCUUCUGAUGGGCGUUUCGACCGAAAGAAAGGUGGGGGGGGGGAGUAUUGAUUCAUUUUUUUAAACUUUUCCUUUCUCUGUGGAUGUGAUUAAAUUUGGUGCGUCCGGACCCAAAACGUGAUUAAACCACCUUUGUGAAUUUUGGGGCUCGGAUCUCAACAUGCUGGCGAGCACGGCCAUUUACGCUGUGAGGAAACGGAAGAAGCCGCUUCAAAAAAUACCCAAACUGCCACCUCCUGAAGGUGACAAAUCAAACCCGUCCAAACGGCACCGUGACCGACUGAACAGCGAGCUGGACAAACUGACCAGCCUGCUGCCCUUCACCGAAGAGGUUCGUGCUCGGCUGGAUAAGUUAUCCGUACUCCGCCUCGGUGUGGGUUACCUGAAGGUUAAGAGCUUCUUUAAUGCCACCCUCAAGAAUAGACAAAAUGGGUCCAGCUGGUCCAGCAAACAAAGUCCUAUGUUGGGGGGAGAUGUCCAGAAUGCACUCAUAUCCUCCACUGUGACCUCCCAAGUGGCCUCCAUUGAUGGAGUCACCUUUUCAGAGGGAGAUCUGCUCCUCCAGGCAUUGAAUGGCUUCGUGUUUGUGGUGACCACCGAAGGUUACGUCUUUUACUCAUCGCCCACCAUCCAGGACUUUGUCGGCUUCCAACAGUCAGAUGUCAUCCAUCAGAGCGUGUUUGAGUUGAUCCACACAGACGAUCGAGCUCUUUUCAGACGGCAACUUGACUUUGCUUUCAAUCCGCAUUUCAGCCAGCAGGAUGGUAUUGCAGAGGGCAGGAGUGAACAGAGCAGCAGUGAAGUCAGCACCAACCUGAUAACCUACGACCCAAAAGUCAUCCCUCCAGAAAACUCAUCCUUCCUGGAGAGAAACUUCUGCUGCCGAUUCCGAUGCUUGCUUGACAACUCGUCUGGCUUUGUGGCCUUGAACUUCUGUGGACGCCUGAAAUUUCUCCACGGUCAGAACCAGGUGUCAGAGGUUGGGACGCAGGUUCCCCCACAGCUGGCACUGUUUGCCAUUGCCACACCCCUGCAGCCGCCAUCGAUCUUGGAGAUCCGCACCAAGACACUAAUAUUCCAGAGCAAGCACAAAUUGGACUUCACGCCAAUGGGCAUCGACACCAGGGGAAAGGUGGUUCUGGGUUACAGCGAAGCAGAACUCUUCACAAAGGGUUCAGGUUACAACUUCAUCCACGCUGCAGACAUGAUGUACUGUGCUGACAACCACGUCAGGAUGAUGAAAACAGGAGAAAGUGGUUUUACCGUCUUCAGACUGCUGACUAAAAAGGGGGUGUGGCUCUGGGUCCAGGCCAACGCCAGACUAGUCUUAAAGGAAGGGAAGCCAGAUUUCAUUGUGGCCCAGCAGAGACCUUUGACAAAUGAAGAAGGAGAGGAACACUUUCGUCUACAUCGACUGCAGCAGUCAUUUAGCUUCACUACUGGUGAGGCGCCGUUGUACAAUCUGGUGCCAACCGUCGACAUGCCUGACACUUGCUCCCCCGCCAAGCAGAGAAAGCUAGACAACUACUCAGUCAGCCCCAACUCGCUCCUUGGCUGCAUGCUGAACCAGAACCAGUCAGUGUACUGCAAGCACAACAGUGCCAACACCCUAAACAGCCUUAAUGACACUGCCUUUAAGGACACCCACGCCACAGUCAACGUCCCAGGAGAUAUCUGGCAGCACCUUUCACCCAAACCGGCUGUUGAAAGUAUGGCAAAGUCCGAGGACACGAUCCAAGACAUGGUGGAGACUCUGCAGCAGAUCCUGGGGGAUGGUGACCUCAUAGAUACCGUGGAUGUGACACCCGACGAGCUCAAGAGCUGGGAAAGCACUCUUCUGAAGGUGAGAACCAACAGCUGCGGCCUGAGUGAUGACUUGAAUGACAUUGCCAUGGAGGACAUCCUAUUGUAUGUGGAGGAGCAGCUCCAAAAAGAGGGUGGAUUGAAGUUGCCUGACCAGCUGGAUACCUGGGUCCCAACUUUAAACCUCCAAAACCAGGCUUCUGUUCACCCAGGCAUAGGACAGGACUUAAGCUGCCCUCAAGAGUCUCAUAGCCAGUUGUUACACAGUCGAGGCCGGAUGUCCGAACAACCAUCUGCCGUUCUGGGGAUGAUGAAACUGACCCACAUUGAUCUUCCUCAGCUGAGUUCUUCUGGUUUAAAUGUUCCAGUGGCAGAGCUGAUUUCCUCAAAGCAAACAUUGUCCGUCCCUUCUCACCUUCAUAAUAGCCAAGCCCACACAGGUGGACCGCCAACGGUCUUUGACCCAGGUUUAGUGGACUCCUAUGCCGAGAAACAAAACCUGAGGAGCGUACUUGUGAGUUUUAAGGACAACCACCUUGGAGUUUUAUCAUGCAAGCCCCCCACUCAGAUUCCUCCCAACCAAAUGGCCCAAUCAAUGCAGAACUGCCUAGAGCAGAGAGCACCUAACCUGACUAUUGAUCACCAUGUACAAAGAUGGCCUGAGUUUAGCUUCAAGAACACCCAGUGGAACUCAAACCAUAUGGAUAUGCAAAAUGUUUCCAAUGGACCAGUGAUCACAGCAGAUCCAGCCGCAUCCAGCUGCAUGCAUAGCCACUUGGUGCUUCCCUCUCAAGGCAGACAGAACCAGAGACAGUCUUGGCAGCUAGACCAGCCAACAGAACCACAGAUAAUUUCAAAUGGGCCAAUGAACGUUAGCCGAUUGACAGAAUUUCAGGCAAAUCCAGGGGUUGUAGUGAACCAUAACCCUGCCCUUUACAGUUCAAUGUUGAGGACUCCAUUUAAUGUUGAGCAUGGCAUAGAGGGGGGACGUAUCAUGGCUUCAAGCAGUUGUAUGUUAAAAAAUACCCCCCUUUCUGUGCCUGUGAACGAAGGGCACAUGAGUCAGACUCCGUCCUGUCAGAGAUUGGAACACAGCAGUAUUCACAUUUCCAGCCCCUCCUGCUCUUAUCAAGGUGAUGGCGGGGCCAUUUCCAAUUCAAAUAUGGUACCGCUUUCCUGCCAAAUGCCCCCAACUAGUGUGAACCUGACCAACCUGCCAGUGCAACAACCGCCGUACCUGAACCUCAGUGACCAGCUCAACAGCCAUUUAGUUGUCGGAAAUGGUGGCAUGGCCUUUCCUCAUUGCGUAACGGGAACUCUGGGUCCUCAGAGAGCGAACGGGAAACAGCUCUGACUUGUAGACGGCAGAGGAUCCCAACAUGAACUGAUCAUCAUCAAUCAUUCAUUCAUUCAUUCACCUUCCAUUCCGCUUCUCUUCAUGUGGGUCGCAGGCGUGCAGGAGCCUAUCCCAGCUAUCUUCAGGCGAGAGGCGGGGUACACCCUGAACUGGUCGCCAGCCAAUCGCAGUCAUCAUCAAUCAUGAAUAACAGAAAUGUGCUUUCGAGAAGGACAAAUGGCUCAGGAUAAUCAAACAAGAGAAGAAACCUGCUCUUAUGGAGUUUAAUUUGUGAUUUCAAACAUGGAUCAUCACAGAAUAAUUCAAUUUAAGCCUUGAGCUGGAACCAAAAAGAUGAAAGAUUCAGGGCUCCUGAUUUAGUACGAUACGGACUAAAAAUGACCUGUUAUGAAAUCACAUGCUGUCCAAUCUAAGAGAUUAUACUAACAUUAAGAAAGUUUGGAGUUGUAAAUCUAAAUGUGUCAGACAAUGCUUUGAGCGAUAAAGCUACUUCAAAGCAAUUAGAUUAACCUUAGCUUCUGUUAUUUGGUGUUCAUUUUUUGUCAUUUUUUUAUUCUUCAUGGAACUAUUCAAGCUGUCGAAUGGAUUUGAUGGAUGACCUUGAUGUCAGUUCUCUACCAACUCAAACAAAAACGCACAACUGACUCCCUUUGAGAUCUCAGAAGGAAUAACAAGAUUUAAUGUGCUUUUUUUGUUGACUUUUUUUAUUUUUUAUUUUUAAACAUAGCGCGACAUUCAUUUCAAGCCCGUGUGAGGGUGAUGUGUUACAAACGUCAUCCAGCCAACAUGAGAUCAACUGUCCUAUCCUAACAUCUAACAUAGACAAUACCUUAAAGUGACAACUGAUCAGAAUUUGGAGUGAAACCCAAGUUUACUUUUUACUGGAUAUAUAUUUCACUGUAAUCAUAGAGCUGAAAGGAAAACAAGCAGUUUGUCAGUCUCUGUAACAAUUACAUAAAGGUGAAGUUGUCGUUCAUCAUUUUGCAGCAAACGUCCGUCCGUUCGUCAUCUUUCCUCUCUGUCUCCAUUUUGUGGUUAAUGUAUGGUUCACCGCAGAAGUAAAACAACAAAGGCAGCUAUUUUCUGUUCUGGUAGAAAUGUUCAAUGUAUUGCUUUGGAUAGUUGAAAAAUGUAGCUGACUACAUUCUGAAAAGUAACUUUCGCCAAAUGUACUGUAAUUGCGACAGCAGCACAUACAGUACAUAAGUGUACAACUCCCAUAUUUCAUAUCAAAUGGAUGCCUUCUGGGGUGUGUCCUAAGGCAUUCUGUCUGGUAUGUACAGUAUAUUUAGAAUAUUCAGCAUUGUGUUCCAUUAUGGCCCUGAGUUUUAUGGUAAUGUGCAUUUAACAACUGCCAAGCGACUAAAGGAGAAGAAGCCAUCGCCAGCAACAUAAAAACUUUAAAAAAAAAUUCCCACAACACUUUGAGGAAGGGUGUGGCAUGACCCAAG